UAGCACGCGACAAGGAAAGUGGGCGGGGCGAGAAGGCAACCUGGUCUCUUUCCUCAGCGUUGCUCAGGCAGCCAGAGAGCUCGAGGGAUUUCAUUCGAAGCGGAUUCUUCACUGGCGGCUGCUGACAUUGACUUUAUUUUAUCUUUCGAAACUUCUACUGUGCCCACCUUCUUAAAAAGAGCAAAAAGGGUGGCUGGGAGCCUAAGGACAUUCUUCAGCAUUGCGGAAAUUGAGAAAAAAAAUCUCAUCAUGGAAAUAAAAGAGCUAAUUCAGGAACUGAUGAAAAGAGAGACCUUAUCCGAUGUUUCAGAGAUCAUUGAGAAACUAUUCAGUGAGAUAGAAAAUAUAAAUAAAGAAAGUGUGGAUGAAAGUCAAAAAGCCCAGGUUGAAGAAAGUGCGGUCAGCUUAUGGAACUGGACUGUGGCAAGAAAAAUAGGCCCUGUUAUUAGUGAUGUGCAAAGAAUUAAAUUGCGCCAUGUUUCCUGCAGACUGAUGAUGAUUUGUGAAGUCAGUGAUCCACCUGAGGAGAUAGUGCGGAGGCAAAUUCUGAUGGCCAUGAAGACUGGAAAAGGGUGGGUAGAUGUUGGAAAAUUCACCUUUGCUGAUGAACUACUUGCAAUAGCCAUGAAUAAUCUGGAGAAGCUGUAUGCCCAGUUAACCAAGAGGAGCAUCAGUGAGGCUGAUCUUCAUUUACACAAAGCCGAUGUAGAGAAGGAGGUGUUCAAAGUCCUCUCUUAUCAGGCUGAAACUGCAGUUGCUCAAGGGGAUUUUCAGAAAGCAAUCACAUGUGUGCAGCGCUGCAAAGACAUCCUGAUGAGACUGCCAAAGGAGGCUUGUUAUCUGUCCCUCCUAUGCUAUAACUUUGGUGUGGAAAUGUAUAAACUGAAGAUAUAUGAGCAGAGCUCCUUCUGGCUCAGCCUGAGCUUUGAAAUUGGGAAGAUGGACAAGAAAUAUUCACCUGGACAAGAAAUGCAGGCAAAAAUACUGCGGCUAUUAGCUACUGUCUAUUUGAAGUGGGACUACAAGCAGUAUCAAGACAAAGCUCUCAGUGCUGUCACCAGGGCUAAUGCGGAGCAUUUGCAUCCAGCUGGUUUUUUACUGAAAAUUAAAAUUCUCCUGAAAGGUGGUGCAGCAGAUGAAGAUGUUGGCACAGCUGUUGCUGAACUCCUGCACCAGGAGUUUUCUCUGGAUAUUUGCCUAGACACAGCAAAGUUGCUUAUAGAGCAUGACAGGGAAGCCAUUGGCUUUGACUUUCUUAAGUCAGUCGCUCAGCUCUUUGAAGGGUCCUCAGAUGUUGGCAAAGUUAUUCUCCUUCACAUUGAACUCCUCUUAAAGAGAAUGAGGGAACCCAUUGCCAAGAAAAUGAUUGAAGACAUCAUUGAAGGCCACAGCACAGGAAAACAUCUGCCUCCUGAAAUGCUGAACCACUUGCACCUUAUUCUGUGGGACAGAGCUACCCAAAACUAUGAGGCAAAAAGUUACUCUGAAGCCCUUCAAUGGUACAACUACUCCCUCAGCUUCUACUCAUCUGGACAGAUAGACCAGAACCUGGCAAAACUGCAAAGAAAUAUGGCUGCUUGCCAUCUUCACCUAAAACAACCAAAAAGGGCUAAUGAGGCAGUGAAGGAGGCCGAAAGGUGUGACCCAAACAGCAUCUUCACUCAGUUCUAUGUGUAUAAAAUAGCAAUCUUAGAGGAAAAUUCCCAAAAAGCUUUGGAUGCAGUUGUUGCAAUGGAGAAAUCAGCAGCACAACCAGGUCAUCAAAAAGAUAAGCUGUUAACAGAUGGAACUAUGGUUACCAACCUACUGAGUUUAGCAGCCCAAUUUGCUCUGGAGAAUGAUCAAGAGUCUGUGGCUAUUAAAGCUUUGGAGUAUUUAUCUAAGCACUUCCAAAGUUACCAGCAAUCAUUUACAACUUUAAAAUGUUUGAUUCGACUUGUAUUGUCCAAAAUCACAGUGAAACCCGAAGAGGAAAUAAAUAAAGAUAUGGAGACCCUUCUCACGUACUUGACUGCAGCUCACCAUAAACUUGAUGGACUGUUCAGAGAAGAGAGUGAGACACUGGAAAUGACAAUCAGCGAAGCUCAUUGGUUCAGGAAGAUAGCUUGGAAUUUGGCUGUGCAGUGUGAGAGCUGCCCAAGAAUGAUGAGAGAUUUCUUUGUACUGUCAUUCAAGUUCUCCCAGUUUUGUCCCCGUGAUCAAGCUGUCUUACUUGCCCAGAGGACCUGCCUACUUAUGGCUGCUGCUGUUGAUCUGGACAUGGGCCGAACCAGUGCAUUGUCUGCAGACCAGCAGACUGAAUUACUGACUGAGGCCCUCGGACACAUCCAGUCCUGUAGGGAGAUCUGGAAGGUUCUGAAGGAAACAGGUGAUUUCCCCAAAGAUCCAACCAACACACUACUGCUGCUUUAUGAAUUUGAAGCCAGAGCCAAGCUGCAUGAUCCAUCAGUGGGUAGCCUGCUAGACCAGGUGUGGUCGCUGCCAGAAAUGGAGGUCAAGACUCUGGAAACCAUUGCAGCAUUAGCCAUGGAGCCACCUGCUCACUAUCCCUCAGUGUGUAAGAGGGCCCUCAAGAUGGUUCUGACUCUUCUUCAGAAACAUGAGGCCCUUGAUACAGUCACAUACAGCAAAUGCCUGCACAGUUUGGUCCACUUGGCUCUGCCAUCAGGCAUGAUUGAGGUAGAUGUGCGUGUGCUGGAUGAGGCACUGGAGUACUUUGAAGAUGCUCUGAGCAUUUUGGGCAACACAGUUCUGCAGCCCAGCUACCCAGAAGUGGAGAUCCUUUGGCUCAUGACUAGAGCUUGGAACACAGGAAUACGCCAGUACUGUGCUGGUAGAUACAAGGAAGCAGAGCAGUGGUGUGGUCUAGGAAUGCGCUUCCUGGCACACCUGGGAACCCUGAAGAGCAGCUAUGAGAGCCAGAUGAUUGGCCUUUACAGUGAGAUUCUGGACAAGCUGGACCGAGCAAAGGGAUUCCUUCCAACGCAGGAGUGACAGCAGCCAAGGCCACAACAAAGCCAGCUAUUGCUAUGCUUUAAUGGUUCAGCAACCAUUAGCACUGCAGUGGGAGAACAGAGGAUGCAUACAAGAGCCCACAGCUGGUGGUCAUUGCCAAGUUGUAGGCAGCAUUUAGUGGAGGAAAAUAAUAUUGCCUCUUGGACCAAAAGGAAGCUUGUUUCAGAGUGAGGUUUUAGAAAAGUUGUACUGUGAAUAAAAUAGUUCAAACCUUUAA
Molecule: messenger RNA, 3232 nt
Organism: Hemicordylus capensis (graceful crag lizard)
Lineage: Eukaryota; Metazoa; Chordata; Lepidosauria; Squamata; Cordylidae
Gene: TEX11
Product: testis expressed 11
Exons: 30
Coding region: 250-2994 (914 amino acids)
Biological process (GO): synaptonemal complex assembly; meiotic cell cycle; reciprocal meiotic recombination
Cellular component (GO): central element
Molecular function (GO): protein binding
Source: RefSeq, a predicted model, not a curated record